GAAGGUGAGGGGAAAUUAGGGUGAAAAGGGACAAAGUGUAAGGACAUAAGACAAAAAAGUGUGAAAAGGGGACUGGAAAGAGGGUGUUGGUGACAGAAAAUGGAGCAAGAGGGGAAAGGACUGGAGAGGGAAAUGAGGGACAGAAAUGGAAGGGACAGAGGUGGCAGGAACUGGAGGAAGGAGGUGACAGAAAUGGGAGAAACCCUGGAGAAAAAAGAUAAGGAGGGAGGAAAUGGUGAAACGUGACAGAAAAUGCAGGGCUGAGGGUGGAAAAAGGGGAUGAGGAUGGGAAAAGGGGAAGAGGAUGGAAAAAGGGGAAUGAAGAGGAUGACAAAGGCGACAGGAAGGGACAAGCCAGUGCCCACCAUCAUCAUCCCCUGUGUCCCCCCCAUGUACCCCUGUGUCCCCACUGUGUCCCUCCAGGCUGCAGUGAUGGACCUGGACCCACGCAGUGAGGGGCUCUACGGCCAAGACCCCCCAAGACCACCAUGUGUCCCAGUGUCCCCUCUCCCCAGGGACAAGGUGGUCUCAGGUGUCCCCAGGAGAGGCAGUGUCCCUGUGUCCUGCCCAGUUCCCCCCUCAGGUCCCCCUGGGGGGAUCCCACAGCUGGAGGUGCUGCUGAGGCAGGUGCACAGCCUGCAGAAAGUCCGUGAGGCCACGACACAGGAGCUGGUGAAGGCACAAGACUGCAGUGAGGGGUUGCGCCAGCACCUGGAGCAGCUGGAGCAGCAUAAGGAGGCACUGGAGAGGUCCUGGCAGCAGGUGCAGGAGUCACUGCAGAGAGCGCAGCUGCAAGGGAAGGAGGUGGAUGCCAAAGGUCAGAGGCGCUGCGGGCUCUGCCUGGAGAAGCAGCAGGACCUGGAAGGGACAAAGCAGCAGUGGGAGGAGCUGCAAAACCUGCGCCGGGGGCACAGGUGGCAGCACUGCCAGCAGCUCGAGGCCAUCAUGGAGGAGCUCAAGCAGCUGCGUGUCACACACGUGAGCCCCGGGCUGGGGUCCCUCGCACACCUGGGGGUCCCUCACACACCUGGGUGCCCUGGCACACCCUGGCAUCACCCCCUUCCCCCUGUCCCCCCACAGGCUCCAGCCCACCUGGAGGCUGAACUGGUGCAGCUGGAGAAGAUGGAGGAGAAGUGGCUGAGCUGGGAGCGCCGUGUGAUGGACGCCGAGGAGCAGCUGGGUCCAGAGGCACCUGUGCUCAGGCGAUUGGUGCAGCAGGAGCAGGAGGGGGCGGGGCAACAGCUGGAGGUGGAGCUGGGCCGGCAGCAGCUGAGCCUGCAGCGCUGUGACAGGUUGGCAGAGGAGCUGCAGCAGCUGCAGCGCCCCCAGGAGGCUCUCCCAGAGUGACAGGGGACGAGAUGGACACACCCCAUGGGACACCUGUGGCACCUGUGUGACACCUCUGUGUGUUACCUGCGGGCCACCUGUGUCCUGCCAUGUUCUCAUGUCCCCCAUUCCCCAUUGUCCUACCCGCCAUGUCCCCCUCAGGUCCCCAAGGCUCCCCCGUAUCCCCCAGUCCUCUCAAGUUCCCCCAUCCUCCCCAUAUUCCCCAAUUGUCCCUCAUGUCCCCA
Pyrgilauda ruficollis (rufous-necked snowfinch) is the source of this 1571-nucleotide messenger RNA. RefSeq names its product bromodomain-containing protein DDB_G0280777-like. Gene Ontology annotation, cellular component: synaptonemal complex. The transcript has 9 exons. Gene Ontology annotation, biological process: synaptonemal complex assembly. The coding region runs from base 280 to 1347 and encodes 355 amino acids. The record is from RefSeq and is a predicted model, not a curated record. NCBI's taxonomy places the organism in Eukaryota, Metazoa, Chordata, Aves, Passeriformes, Passeridae.